AUGGCGCCCACGAGCCCCGUCAUUCAACAGAAUGGCGCGGCCAAGAUAAAGCGACCAGUUCCGCCUGGCAUUCAAACCAACGGGAUCUCAUCGUCAAAUUCGUCUCCAUCGCCUUCCAUGUCGGCAAAGAAACCGCCCACGAGCGCGAAGCAAACUCCGAACUCGGCCUGCGACCGCUCCCUCACUACCUCCACCCUUCGCACGGUCAAUCGGGCGCGCCGCGAGACCUCAUCUCAGGCGGCCGGUAGGAACUCGAGAAACAGCGCCGGAAUGCGUACCGGCUCAUUUUCUGCAGAUGCUGGUGCCAAGGAUGGCGGUCCUCUUCCAUACGUUGUUACCUCCCGGUACAUCUUGAACAAACACGCCGGGAACCCUCCAUCCUUGGUUGUCCAUCUGCACGCGACAAAUUUUCGAUUCGAUGGGCAAGAUGGAAUGUUUCCCUAUAAAUCGCCAAUGGGAAAAUUCAUCGAGCACAUCAAAGCGCGCACGCUUCCGCACGAUAUCCUGGAGUAUCUGGUCGAGGCAAACGUACCAUUUUACGACGGAUGUCUUAUCGUUCAAAUUCACGAUCACAAAUCCCUUGCCCAAACGACAAAGGCUGUCACCAAAUCCUCACCGACGUCCAACGCCGUCGUGCCUUCGUCGAUUCACAACUACAACCAGUAUUUAACGCCCUCGCCCUACGUUCCCUUCCCGAAGGAAGAACAAGGGGCAGAAAAUGGUGUUUCCAACAAGGACAUUGACAGUGUAAAGGAGUCGCCAGAAGAUGAACAAGACCAGGAGAGCGUGACUGCUCCAGUACAGCCAGCGGAGUCCACGGUAAACAAGGAACCCGCGAAGCCCAAGAUUUUCACCGUCGUCUUGCAUCCCACCCCUGAGUCUCUACAGGUUGAUCUCAGGAUCAAGGCUACCACGCCAAGAGGCAGCGGCAAGGGUGUUAAUGACACUCCAUCACUUGCACCGCCAUCAACCCCAUUGUCCUUGGUUCCGCCGACGCCGACGGCAAGUAGCAUGCCACCUCCGGCGAAUAAGCGCCAAAAGAGGGAGAAGAUAGAACUGGACAGCAGCAACAUAUAUGCGGUAGAAGGUCAAAUUCUCUUGGCAACAACUCCGCCACUGAUACUGGAGCCAACACGGAACGCGGAAGAGACCAUUCUUUUAUUGGAGGCAAUGGCACAUCCCAAGCACUCUGAACCUCCACCCCAACCAAAGACGCGAAAGAGGACUGUUGCUGAAAUGGCUGCCGACGAGGCCGCCGCUGCCGAUCUGGAACGAUACAUGCUUGUAUUAGAUGACAGGCUGUCUGGAAAUGCUUCUGGAGCGCCGGGCGCCGCCGCCGCCGAUGGUGAAGGCCAGUCAAAUGUAACGACAUUCGAGCCUAGAUUCGAGAGAUUCAAGGUCAUCGAGGACAUCAAGCGAGAUCAUGCCGAGAAGAAGGAACAAGAGAAGAUCAAACAACAAGAGAACGACCGGCGCUUACAGCUCCAGAGGCAGGAGCAGUUGUUACAGGCUCAGCGCCAACAAGCGGAAGCCGAACGACAAAGGCGCGAGGCUGCUAUCCGGGAAAACCAGAUGCGACAAGAAGCCCAACGACAACAGUUGGCAGCACGCACUGCUGCUGCGGCUGCGGCUCAGAGCCAGCAGCAGCAGCAACAACAACAAAACCAACAGACGGCUCAGCAGCAACAGCAGAAACAGCAGCAGCAGCAGAAGCCGCAGCCGCAGCAACAGCCGCCUCAACAACCACAGCAGCCUCAGCCUCAGCCUCAGCCCCAAAGCCAGCAGACGACACAGCAUGCUCACCCUGCUCAAAAUGCCAUUGCUGGCAACAUUGCCACCGGGGUCCCUACUGGCGGACAAAAUGCUAUGGCUAACAAUAUGCAAGGAGCUGCUCAACCUCGCUUCCCGGCUCAAAUGUCUCAAGCCGCAGCCGCUUCGUCGCCUGUGAUUCGGCAAGGAACACCGCAGAAUAUGUCCUCGCCGAUGGUCGGUGGUGUGCCUAUGCAACAGACCAACUCCAACAUGGCGACCAGCCCUCCUCGGCCCCCGUCUGCCGUUCAAAACGGGCAGAUGUCGGUACCCAUGGCACAUAACAUGUCCGCUAGAGGCAGUCAACAAAGUCAUCCCUCGGGCACUCCUCGUAUGCCCAACUCGACGCCCAACAUGCCUCACGGCACACCAAUUAACCGGCAAACUAUGGCAGCUACCCCACGGAUGACACAGGCUAGCCCGCCUCCCAACAUGAUGGCACAGAAUUCUCAGAUGGGCCAGGCUAUGAUGAUGAAUCAACAGAGCAUGAACCAACACAAUCCGCAGAUCGUUGCGCAAAUGGCAGCACAGCAGAGGGCCAUUGCAUCACAGCAGCAGAUGGCGGCUAUGCAAAACGGGGGUGCCAACCCGGGCAUGAACACACAAGCAAUGACGCCCCAGCCACAGCAAGUGAUGCAGAUGAUGCAGCGGCAGCUGAUGUUGCAACAGCAGCAGCAGCAGCAGCAGCAGCAGCAGCAACAUCAGCAACAACAGCAGCAAGGAGGCAUCAUGACACCCGAGCAGCAGCAGCUUGCCCAGCAGUAUGCGCAAAUGCAGCAGAAUAUGCAAGGCAACCAGCUGAGGCAGAUGCCAGCGCAGAUGCAGGCACAGCUACAGCACAUGGCGCGAAUGGGACAGAUGGGCAACCCGAUGCAGAGACAGGUUAGCGGACAGAUGAUGAACGGUAGCAACGCAAAUAUGCAAGCGUUCGCUGCUAUGCAAAUGCAACAACAACAGCAGCAGCAGCAGCAGCAGCAGCAGCAAGCGCAGCAACAACACCAACAACCCCAUCCGCACCAGCAGGGCCAGCCUCAACAACAGCAAAUGGGUGCCAACCCCUUCCAACAGCAGAUACAACUCAAUGCUCGGCAAAUAUAUGCCCGCUUGAUGCAGGGCGCCAUCGUCAAAUUCGGCGGCGCUGACAACGUGCCACAGGAUGCGCUUGAUAAGAUGAAGCAUACUUCCUUGGUGCAAGCGCAGCAAAUGCUUCAUCAAAGCAUGGUACAACGGCGAGCACAACAGCAGCAAAUGACGAUGCAGCAACAGCAGCAACAAGCUGCGAUGCAGGGAAUGGGUGGCAUGAUGGGACACCCAGGCAUGUAG
Metarhizium album ARSEF 1941 is the source of this 3132-nucleotide messenger RNA. Its product is annotated as Spt20 family. Gene Ontology annotation, biological process: regulation of transcription by RNA polymerase II. The record is from RefSeq and is a predicted model, not a curated record. Bases 1 to 3132 code for a protein of 1043 amino acids. Gene Ontology annotation, cellular component: SAGA complex. The transcript is spliced from 2 exons. NCBI's taxonomy places the organism in Eukaryota, Fungi, Ascomycota, Sordariomycetes, Hypocreales, Clavicipitaceae. Gene Ontology annotation, molecular function: transcription coregulator activity.